This is a messenger RNA of Linum trigynum, 3047 nucleotides long. The record is from the annotation of a GenBank genome assembly. Lineage: Eukaryota; Viridiplantae; Streptophyta; Magnoliopsida; Malpighiales; Linaceae.
UAUGACAAUAUAGUUGAUGAAAAUUUAUGAUAAUAUAAGAAAUUGGGUGUUUAGAUGAAUAUUUUUCAUUAUAUCACUGAAGUCAUGGGUACUACACUUAGGGAGUACUCGUUGGGUUGAAUUUUCUAUUCCAAAACUCAUUAUUGAGUUUUUUAACAGGUGCAUUUUCUAGGAUGAAUUUGAAUUCGCAGAACCUGACCUAAUCAUCCCUAGUGGUUGUACCAUUGCAAAAACUUCCUUCAUGUUUUGAUGCGAGAUCAGCUCUAAUGAUAUCCUUUUUGUACAGUUUUUUGUUUUUCUUUUCUUUGUUAAUAUAAUUUUAUCGCCAUUAUAAAAAAAACUUCCUUCGCUAUUAGUUAUUCCACAACAAAAAACGUGAAGAUAGGCUCAGCCUUGUGGGUGUCGGGUAAGGAGCAUGAGGCUCCUCUUCUAUUGCCUUUGGCUCCCGUCUUAGGACAAGAUAAGCUUUCGACUCUGAUCUGUCCAGGGGAGGGGAAAUGGUGUGAGGAAUGCCUGGUAACUUGCUUCCCUACUCAAUGGGUCAUACGGAUUACAUCUAUUAUGUUACUCCGCUUGGAGGUGAAAGACAAACUCAUCUGGACAGAGGAUCCUUCUGGCGCUUAUGCGGUCAAGUCUAGAUAUCAUCUAGUGUUCCGUAGGCGCCGCCGGUGGGUGAAAUGGAAAGAGGAUCUCAGUUGGAUGGAUAGGAAGCUUUCGAAGACCAUUUGGUCUCUACAGGUACAACCAAAGCUGAAAUUCUCUCUGCCAGAUUUUUAGCCGCAUUUUGCCCACUACGGAGGCUUUACGCGAGAAGGAGGUUCAUGUCCCUGGGCGUUGCCCAGUUUGCUGGGCAGAGUUGGAAUCUUUGGAGCAUAUCUUCUUUCUUUGCCCAGUGGCUCAUGAGUUGUGGGAGGUGGGCGGGGUCCUUGGAUUAGAAGACGGACUGGAUGGAACCAAUUUUGUGGUCUUCCUUUGCCGAGUCUUUGAGCGGGUAACCUCGGAGGUCAUGAUGUGCAGACUAGUAGCAGUUUUAUGGCGCAUUUGGAAGGCUCGUAAUUGGGUGGUCUUUGAAAUAAAGCAGGUUCACCGGUCCAUUCUCCGACAACAGCUCAUGCAUCAAAUUCGGGAGUGGGAAAGGGCGCUAUAAGGGGAUGGGGCUGAAAGGCCCAUUUGUCCACUGGUCCAGAAUGGGGUGGGUGGGACGGCGUGUCCCGUGGGGGAGCUGAAGUGUUCUUUUGAUGGUGUUGUUUGUGGUCAGUCUCAUGCUGCAGUUGGGAUAGUUCUUUGGGAUGCAACGGGAGCUGUCGUGUUGGGCUAAAGGGGAGCGUUUGAUCCAGUAGUGGUGGAAUUGGUUGCACUUCGGAGGCUAUGUACUCGUGCAUUAUGAGGGGAUGGGAGUCGAUGCUGAUUGUGGGAGAUGCUAAGGUUGUAAUUGAUAAGGUGAAUGCGCAGGAGGUGAUGGACGCGAAGGGUGGAGCAAUUCUCCGGGAAGUCAGGGCUUUCCGGCAAAUGUUCCCGGGGUUUAGAGUACAGUUCGUUGGUAGACAAAAUAAUAGAGUUCCCCAUUUGGUGACAAGGAAGGUCGUAGUAUUGUCAGCUAGUGUUGUGCUACAUUUUGAUUUUUGCGCUUGGCUUCGUUCGAAGUUUUAAACGGUUGAUCUAUUUUUCUUUUGGUAAUGCAAGCUAUCUUUGGUUUUAAAAAAAAGUUAUUCCACAACAGUGAAAGAAAGCUAAAAUGAAAGGAGGGUGAAGGAAGGUGAUGUGAUGGUGGCCGUGGUUACUGUUAGUAGAAUUUAUCAUGGUAUAUGCCACAUUUGGUCAUUAAGAUUACUAAAUCGUGUUAUAUAUAGUCCCUAUGAAAAAUUAAUAUAAAUUUUGGUCACUCGAAUUACUAAACAUGUCACAUUUAGUCACUCUCUCGUUAGCCUCCGUCCAACUCCGGUCACUCGAAUUACUUAUUUGUUUAUGAAUGUCACUAGAAUUACUUAAACAUGUCAUGUUUAGUCACUCUCCGUUAGCCUCGUCGUCCAACUCCGUUAAUGGAGUUGGACGGAAACUAACGGGAGAGUGACUAAAUGUGACAUGUUUUGGUAAUUCAAGUGACCAAAAUUGAUAUAAAUAUUUUUCUAGUGACUAAACAUGACAUGAUUUAGUAAUCUCAGUGACCAAAUGUGGCAUUUACUCCUUCAAAGAUGUUUGCACGACUUUCUUAUAAUUAAAUUUGAAAUUUGAAACUUGAGUGAAUGGGUUGAGUUGGAAUGCAAAAGUGGGGAGUCUGAUUGAUAUGAAAACUCGGACCUGUGAGAAUAACAUGUUAUAAACAAGGGGUGAGAUAGCAUAACUAUCCCUAAAAGGGUUGGAAAAAUGACACUCUCUAUUAAUUAUAGGCUUUUAAGGUAAUUGAUUUGUGUUGCAUUUAAUAAUAUGUCUGAAUAAAAAAACUCAUAUUAAUUGCUUUCCUUUUUUCAGUGCAAUGGUAGUUCAACCAGUGCAAUGAUAUCAGUGUACAAGUGCAAUGACAGUUGUAUCAGUGCAAUGGUAGUUAGAAAAAAAUGUAAUUAAUAAGAGUUUAGUGUACAGGUGCAAUAGUAGUUAAAAACAGGAAUGUAAUUAAUACGAGUUUUUAAUUCUCAAAGAUUAUUAAAUGCAACACGAAUUUAAUAUCAUAAUUAACUAUAAUUAAUAAGGGUGUUAUUUUUCCAACCUCACAGAGGAGUUAGCAAGCUAACCGACCCCAUGUUACAAAGCUACUUCCAAGUUCCAACCGAGUGAGAGGAAAAGGAUUACUCAAAUUCGUUUGCCAACACCAGUCACUUCAGAAACAAUUAUGGAAAUCGAAAUUACCACCCAAAAUUACCAUCAAAUGGCAAGGGUGAUUAAUCAAAAGUGUGGCUUCAGCGGUCACUUGUCUUUCCUUUACCACAAUUAAAAUUAGACUGUAUAACGACACUAAUGUUGGUUUAAUUGAAGUUCCAGGCCAGUUAUAAAAAGAGAUGUUAUUUUUUGCACAAAUCAAACGAUUAAUAUAAUCAACAGGAAAAGUGUAA